UCCUCCCUCGUAAAAUCCACACAGCAACAAGUUUUUAUAUGCACUAUACACACAUUUCCCAUUCAUAAGAAGUUCUUGAAAUCCAAUUUCAUGGCAAGUUCUGUUCUCAUAUCCUCAAUCAUCUUAGCUCUACUCAUGAUAAUGGGUACUGUUUCCCCUCAAGUUGAGGCAAGAGCCUUCUUUGUGUUUGGAGAUUCACUAGUUGACCAUGGCAAUAACAAUUACUUAGCCACUACUGCACGGGCAGACUCUCCGCCUUAUGGCAUUGAUUUUCCUACUCAUCGACCCACUGGCCGGUUCUCUAAUGGCCUUAACAUCCCUGAUCUUAUCAGUCAAGAACUUGGCUCGGACUUAAUAUUGCCAUACUUGAGUCCACAGCUCACUGGACGGAAGCUACUUGUUGGUGCCAAUUUUGCUUCUGCUGGAAUUGGAAUUCUCAAUGAUACUGGAAUUCAAUUUGUAAAUAUACUUAGACUGUAUCAACAGUUUGCGUACUUCCAAGAAUACCAGCAGCGAGUGGCUGCUCUCAUUGGAGCUGAACAGACCAAGAAACUUGUUAAUGAGGCUCUUGUGCUUAUCACAGCUGGUGGGAAUGAUUUUGUUAACAACUAUUACUUGGUGCCUAACUCCGUAAGGUCUCAGCAGUUUUCACUACCAGAUUAUGUGAAAUUUCUCAUCCCUGAGUAUAGAAAACAUCUUGAGAGACUAUAUGAUCUUGGAGCACGAAGAGUUCUAGUAACAGGCUCAGGUCCAUUGGGUUGUGUCCCUGCAGAAUUGGCUUUGAGGGGCAGAAAUGGGCAAUGCUCAACUGAAUUGCAACAGGCUGCAGCCUUAUACAAUCCUCAACUCACUGAAAUGAUCAAAGAACUCAACGCCCAAUAUGGUUCAGACAUCUUUAUUGCUGCAAAUACACGCGAAAUGAGUACUAACUUCAUCAGUAAUCCUGAAGCAUUUGGAUUUACUACAUCAAAGAUGGCUUGUUGUGGGCAAGGACCCUAUAAUGGUAUAGGUCUAUGCACACCCUCAUCAAACUUGUGCUCUAACAGGGAUGAAUAUGCGUUUUGGGAUCCAUUCCAUCCAUCAGAGAGGGCAAACAGAUAUCUUGUUCAACAGAUGAUGAAUGGCUCAACUGAAUAUAUGAACCCCAUGAAUCUUAGCACCAUCUUGGCCAUGGACUCUAGGACCUAAUUAAUCAUUUGCAUAUUCUCUUGAAGAUUUUAUUCCACUUCUGCUUAAUAAAUUGCUCAUAUAUUUAUGUUGCAAUGGAUUUUCUAGCGGAAUUGAAUUGUUGAAAUGCGUCA
This is a messenger RNA of Hevea brasiliensis (rubber tree), 1301 nucleotides long. Its product is annotated as GDSL esterase/lipase At5g33370-like. Lineage: Eukaryota; Viridiplantae; Streptophyta; Magnoliopsida; Malpighiales; Euphorbiaceae. The transcript is spliced from 4 exons. The coding region runs from base 91 to 1188 and encodes 365 amino acids. The record is from RefSeq and is a predicted model, not a curated record. Gene Ontology annotation, molecular function: hydrolase activity, acting on ester bonds.